Molecule: messenger RNA, 526 nt
Organism: Nannospalax galili (Upper Galilee mountains blind mole rat)
Lineage: Eukaryota; Metazoa; Chordata; Mammalia; Rodentia; Spalacidae
Gene: Atp5mf
Product: ATP synthase membrane subunit f
Exons: 4
Coding region: 119-385 (88 amino acids)
Biological process (GO): proton motive force-driven mitochondrial ATP synthesis
Molecular function (GO): proton-transporting ATP synthase activity, rotational mechanism
Source: RefSeq, a predicted model, not a curated record
UAAGGAAGACAGUGACCUACUUCCCGUGAGCCUCUGUUCCCUGAGCCGGCAGCGACGCCUGCUCCCUUCCCAAGAACUCUCGCGCGCAGCUCCGCUCUGCGGACACCAGGACUCCAAGAUGGCGUCGCUCGUACCACUGAAGGAGAAGAAACUCAUGGAAGUUAAACUGGGAGAGCUGCCAAGCUGGAUACUGAUGCGGGAUUUCACCCCCAAAGGCAUUGCCGGAGCAUUUCAAAGAGGUUAUGACCGGUACUACAACAAGUACAUCAAUGUGAGGAAAGGGAGCAUCUCCGGUGUCAACAUGAUCCUGGCGGCCUAUGUGCUCUUCAGCUACUGCAUUUCUUACAAGGAACUCAAACAUGAGCGACUGCGCAAGUACCACUGAAGAGGGGCUGGUGUGGAAUGCGGUGCACUCCUGGACAUGACCACCUGCCUAGCUCCCAUCAAUGAAGAGUCCAACCAAGGCUGGAUCUUCCUAUAUCCUGAGAACUAAUGUCCAAUAAAAGCGACUGGUUCUUGUUCUCUU